Molecule: messenger RNA, 3250 nt
Organism: Harmonia axyridis
Lineage: Eukaryota; Metazoa; Arthropoda; Insecta; Coleoptera; Coccinellidae
Gene: Mtp
Product: microsomal triglyceride transfer protein large subunit
Exons: 9
Coding region: 404-3094 (896 amino acids)
Biological process (GO): lipid transport; lipoprotein metabolic process
Cellular component (GO): basolateral plasma membrane; Golgi apparatus; endoplasmic reticulum
Molecular function (GO): lipid binding
Source: RefSeq, a predicted model, not a curated record
UUUACCGUGUCUACGGUACCAUCUCAUGCGUUGUUGUCGCUGGGAUUUUUCCUGGGCUUCGAAGGAAUUCUGGAAAAUCGCGACCAUUGGGUAUUCUUGAAAAGAGGACGGAAAUCUGUGUUAAAAAGAGUUGUCUUUAGUUUAGUGUUUUUUUGAGUGAAGGACUGUGCGCUGUGAUGAGUUAUUGAACAGUUAAUUGGAUACGCAGGAAUAUUUAACGAUUUGUGCUGCUGAUCCCCUCCCCCCGAAUUAAAGCUGACAUGGACUCGGAAUCGACCAGAUAAGAUAAACUGGACCUUCGACCCCAAACGAAGAUGAAGACAUCCUACCGAGUACAAUUCACUAAUCGUAUCUAACAUUUAGAAGCAUUGCUUGUUCCGCAUCGGUAGUACGUUUCGAUAAGAUGUUCAAGUUAAGUUCCUCCACCAUUUUCUACGUGCUCUUAGUGUGGAUAUUGGGCAGCUGUUAUGGCUUCGUUCUGCUUUCUUCUGCUGCCGGUCAAAACGGAGACGUGAAGCUGUUUGUACCCGGUGAAGAGACUGUGUACAAUCUGCACUCCACUGUGGUGCUGAACGAGAAGGAUGAAGAGUCUAAGAAUGUUGGAUACAUCGUGGCAGGGAAGGUUUCUGUUAAGGUGGUUUGGGGCAAAGAGAAUCAGAAGAUAUUGAAGAUACAGCUCGAUGAACCAAAACUCCACAUCAAGUCGAGAAAAGCACCAUCUCCAGAUGGUUUCGUGUUCCACACCUCCAGACUCCAAGAGUUCACCAACAAACCAUUCUACGUACACUGGAACAACGGAAAGAUAACAAAGAUUCUAGUCAACGCCAAAGAACCAGCAUCUCUAGUGAAUCUGAAGAAAGGAACUGCAAGCUUGUUCCAGUUUCAACUUUUGGACGGCAGCUACCAAGAAACCGACGCUUCUGGGACCUGCACGGCUGAGUACACCUCCAAAGAACUACGGAAGAUAGCAAAAACCAAGAAAGACUGCAUCUCUCCCGAUCUGCCCUAUGUCAGAAACCCCGAGCUCUCCCUCGACACCAUCGUCAACUCCUCGAGACACGUGGAUUAUGAAUUGGACCCAACCUACCAAUAUUUCCAAACCAUACGAUCUCAAGAGACACAUGUGAUGUCGGUGUCCACCGAUCGAGAAUUCGGAAACCAGGUUCACUCUGAGGUGUUCUUGGAAUUCGUGAAGAAUUCACAAGGUGAAGUUUCCGUCCUUCAAGGAAAAACAGCUCAUGAUGUGCUGGCAAGUUUGAUUUCAUCCGAGAAUCUCAGCGAAGAGAGCCUGAAAACCGACAAAGAGGCAAGUCAAAACGAAGACACCAGGAGUUUUUCAGAAGCUGUGAACGAGUUGAGAGACCAGUUGGCUGCCGACCUCAUAGGAACCGCUGGAACUGCCAGGACCUUCUUGAAGCUGGUGUCCAUCGCUAGAAACGCGCCCAAGAAGGAAAUCGAGAAGACGUUGAAUUCUAAGAAGAAUAAACUCAUAAUACCACAACUAAUGGAUAUAUUGGGAUCCUCCAAAACCACAGCUAGCUACGAAGCUGUAAUGAACUAUUUGGACUUCACCAAAGAAGAACAGCUGGAUGAAAACGAAAGGUACCUAUGGGGUUUAUCGUUGGGAUCUGACCCAAACCCUGACGUUCUAGAGAAACUCUUCGUUAAAUACAAGAAGAGCGAGAACAUACCUACUAAGCUGAAUAAAACUCUUCUCCUAACCAUUGCCAGCAUAAGUCGUAAACUGAAAGUAAACCCUAAAAAUCUUGAAGAUAAGACAUCUCAAAAGUUCGAAAAGCUCGUCUUAGAAAAACUAAGAGCAGCCAAAGACGAAGAAAGCUAUCCAUACCUCAGAGCCCUGAAGAAUCUCCAAUCCCCAAGUACCAUCCCAGAUCUCCUAAAGAAAAUCAGACAAGGCUCAACGAAAGAAGGAGCUCUAGCGUGGAAAGCCCUCAUAUCUUUCGACAAGAAGCACUGGACCCCAGAAGUCCAGAAAGCAGCCAGAAAGACCUUCUUACAACUCGACAGGAAACAUGACUCAAGCUCCAGAUCCAUAGCUUCAGAAAUCCUCCUAGAAUCGAAACCAACCGACUCCACUCUAAAGGAAAUCAUCAACCAUCUUGCUUCCAACGACACUGCCUACGAGAUCAAGCAAUACGCUCUCCAGAAGAUCAGGAUGUUGUCCGAGGACGAUCCAGAGCUGAAGAGAAGGGUGUUGGAAACCAUCAAGGCCGAUAGGAAGAUCAACAACUACUCCGUGUUGAAUCCCAGAGGGUUAUCGACGGCUAUCAAGAGGUAUUUCGUGAAGAACCAAUCUGGAAAUGGUAGCUUGAUUUCUCUACAAGAGAUCAACAAUGCUAUUGUGAAGAGAGGAGUUGUGAACAUCGUUUGGGAGAAAGAUGGUCGAGCCAGCGAACUGUUCAGCUUGGGUAUCUUCACAUCUGGUUUGGCCAGUUUCCGGUCUAGCAAAACUGAAGAAACCGAUGACGAACCCGAGUCUACCACAGCAGGAAUGGAGCUAGCCGUUUUUGGUACCCAACUCAGACCUUUCGUCUUCUUCAGCAGUCAAGGUGAGCUAAUGGGUCACGUUUGGUCCGGUACAGCCUCUGAGAGGACAACAGCUUACCAGGCGUUGAUGAUGCUUCAAGAUCACCUGGAAUAUCUGAGAUUGGGAUCAGGAUUCAUAGUUGAGCUGGAUUUGAGAGGCGCUAUCUCGUUCGAUCUGGCCGGUAAAAUAGAAAUCUCCAUCUGGGGUAGGACGGCAGAUUCGGUUGUUGAGAAAAAUGCUGGUAUAUUCCUGACUGGUUCUAUGAAGAUUGAUACUGGUUUUGUGAGAUCCCAAGUAGAAUUCACGACAUCUCUGGAGCCACAACUGAAGCUGGAGUCAGAUAUUGAUUUCUCUGCCAACAUGCGAUGCUGUUUGAGAUUAAGCCAGGUUGACGUUCUAUUCAAGCACAAUAUAUACAAGAUUGAGAGGAUACCAGGUAGCAAACACAAGCUGAGGAUAGCAAAGAGUAGGAAGUUCCUCGUCCCUGGCAAAACCUAUAGUUUGAACAGGAAAAACAACGAAAUGUGCAGCGCUAUUCAUCAGUGACGUGGGAGCGAUGAGGACUUUUAAUUAAUCAAAUUGUGCUGUGUUUUUCUAUAGAUACUGUCGAUGGCCAAAAAUAAGCUCAAAUAGUUGUAUAUAAUGUAUCAUAAGAGAACAAUGUAUAGUAUAGAAUUCUCAUAAGUAUGUAAUUUAUUCGAA